Cydia pomonella (codling moth) is the source of this 6349-nucleotide messenger RNA. Its product is annotated as G-protein coupled receptor Mth2-like. The transcript has 9 exons. Gene Ontology annotation, molecular function: G protein-coupled receptor activity. Lineage: Eukaryota; Metazoa; Arthropoda; Insecta; Lepidoptera; Tortricidae. The record is from RefSeq and is a predicted model, not a curated record. Gene Ontology annotation, cellular component: membrane. Gene Ontology annotation, biological process: G protein-coupled receptor signaling pathway; cell surface receptor signaling pathway. Bases 248 to 1525 code for a protein of 425 amino acids.
UUGCGUUCAGUCUAGAACUUAUAGUGUUCGGCAUCGGGCGAGUGUACCGCUCCGCUUCGUAAAAAAUACAUCGUUAAUAAAAAACAAAACACCUUAAUUACAAAGGUUUAUUUUCAUACAAUUAUUAUACAGUUGUACUAAAGUGUACUCAAGUGAUUUUAAAAGGAAAUAUUAAACCACGUAGAUUUCCCUGCCAACGUCAAAAGAAAGUUAUAAGCAAAGCAGCUAAAAUAUUACUCACUUAAAAAUGAAGAACCGUAUGAUUAGAAAAGUAUGCUACCUUCUCUUGACGGCCAUCAGUGUGACGUUGGGAAUGAAUAACAGUUCCAGCUACUGCUGCUCCGGGGAUGAAGAAAUCUGGGUGGACGACGAUGGUUACAACCAAUGCUUAGACACCAAAACGAAUGCCACGACGAAGAUAACUCUCGCGUGUUUUGACAACAUGACUGCGAUAUUGACAAACAACUCACACUUCCCAGUGAAGCUGGGGGACGAAGGUAGACUGAUAAUUAUGGAGGAUGAGCUAGCUGAAUUAACUAGUGUUGAAAAAGGCGAUUUCUGCCUAGGACAGCAGACGGACAAUGGGACCUUGAUACCGUCAGUGGUCCUGAUCUGCUUAGACGCAGAAGAAGAAGAGGUCGUCAGCCAAGACUUGCUGGGUUACUUCAUGGCAGUGUCCAGUGUCUUCCUUGUACUGACUGCUCUAGUCUACUUGGCUCUUCCAGAACUUAGAGACCUGCAAGGAAAAAGCAUAAUUAGCUUAUGCAUCAGUCUCGCCAUUGCAAAUAUACUUAUGUGUAUACUUAAGGUGAUGACCUACGAGAACAUGGCGUGGUGUGCAAUCAGAGGAUUUUUUGCAUAUUACUUCAUAAUAUCAAGUUUUUUCUGGAUGAACGCGAUAGCUAUACAAAUUUUACGUAACAUCAAGCGUUCAACGAUUUGCAGUUACGGCUGGAAGGAUUUCUUAUGGUACGCCCUAUACGGGUGGGGGGUUCCCGCCCUCUUUACAAUUAUAUUACUUAUCGUCAACUACACUCCAGGUCGCCAUGAGAAACCGGGCAUAGGACACACUCAUUGUUGGUUUCAUGAUCUAAAACGCAUAUGGAUUUACAUGUACAGUGUUAUGACGAUCCUCAUAGCGGCGAAUGUUGGCAUAUUUGUGUACGCAUCAAUCUUUUUGUGGAAGCACACGUUCUCCUCGACACACUUAAAGGCUUUGCGAUACAAGUUCACGAUGAUGUUACGGCUGUUUGUAAUCAUGGGUUUACCGUGGAUAUUCGAGAUGGUCACUUCAUUGACACCAGUUCACAUUGUUGGGGUUGUUCUCGACAUAAUCAACUGUCUUCAAGGGCUAAUAAUCUUCGUGAUACUGGUGGUGUUUAGACGGCGGGUGAUCAAGGCACUUCAUAAGAGAAAAGCACUGUGUUGUCUGAAUGAAUGGGCUGAAAAAUACUUGGCAUUGGCAGACGAUGAAGAAAAUGAUAUAGUAACGCACACCAUAGUCGUGCCUAUGGAGGAAAAAUGAUAUUAUACAAUAUUUAUUUGACAUGAACAUGUUUUAAAAAAACGGCAUAGGAACGAAUCGGAAUGUAGAUACACUACUCGUACCACGGAUGUAUCUCUAUCUAUCAUACUAUUCAUACUCGAUGUUUGUCAAGAAUUACGCCGGUUACUUAUCUAACAAAACAUAUGCUGUUUUAGGAUUACAAAAGGAUUCUACGCAAUCCGAGUUUAUAAUAUCGUCUGUCGUCUGUAAGACAGAGUUCGAGAUAGAAGAAUUUCGAAUAUAGUUUUAACGGGUGCGGGUGAGUUACUACAGACCGUAGCGAAUCAUUGGGUUCAAAAUGUUGUUUUAACACAAUGAUAAAUAUUACCAAUGUUAAUUGUAUCAAAAUGUCAAUAAUAAGUGCGGUACCGACCGUUUGAAUGUAAUGAAAACAUAAUGUCGAUAACGAAACACAAUUGAAUAUUUAAAACACUAACAAAAAAAACAAAUACCUAAGUGAAGAUGUUGAAUAAUCUAGCUGACUGAUGGUAGCAACGAUAACGACAACACUCAAAAAGCGGCCAAGUGCGAGUCGGACUCGCCCAUGAAGGGUUCCGUACCAUUUAUGACGUAUUAAAAAAAAUACUUACUAGAUCUCGUUCAAAUUAAUUUUCGGUGGAAGUUUGCAUGGUAAUGUAUAUCAUAUAUUUUUUUUAGAUUUUUCAUUCUGUUAUUUUAGAAGUUACAGGGGGGGGGGGGACACACACAUUUUUCCACUUUGGAAGUGUCUCUCGUGCAAACUAUUGAGUUUAAAAAAAAAUUAUAUUAGAAACCUAAAUAUCAUUUUUGAAGACCUAAGAUACGUAUGUGUUUGAUGAAAAAAAAAUAUUUAUUUUUAUGACGUAUUAAAAAAAACUACUUACUAGAUCUCGUUCAAACCAAUUUUCGGUGGAAGUUUGCAUGGUAAUGUAUAUCAUAUAUAUUUUUUAGAUUUUUCAUUCUGUUAUUUUAGAAGUUACAGGGGGAGGGGGACACACAUUUUACCACUUUGGAAGUGUCGCUCGCGCAAACUAUUCAGUUUAGAAAAAAAUUAUAUUAGAAACCUAAAUACCCCACACGUAUGGGUUUUUUGACGACCGGUUUGGCCUAGUGGGUAGUGACCCUGCCUACGAAGCUGAUGGUCCCGGGUUCAAAUCCUGGUAAGGGCAUGUAUUUGUAUGAUGAGCAUGGAUAUUUGUUCCUGAGUCAUGGGUGUUUUCUAUGUAUUUAAGUAUUUAUAAAUAUUUAUAUAUUAUAUAUAUCGUUGUCUAAGUACCCUCAACACAAGCCUUAUUGAGCUUACUGUGGGACUUAGUCAAUUUGUUUGUGUUUGUGGGUUUGAUGAAUUUUUUUUUUAAUUUUAUGACGUAUUAAAAAAAACUACUUACUAGAUCUCGUUCAAACCAAUUUUCGGUGGAAGUUUGCAUGGUAAUGUACAUCAUAUAUUUUUUUUUAGGUUUAUCAUUCUCUUAUUUUAGAAGUUACAGGGGAGGGGACACACAUUUUACCACUUUGGAAGUGUCUCUCGCGCAAACUAUUCAGUUUAGAAAAAAAUGAUAUUAGAAACCUCAAUAUCAUUUUUGAAGACUUAUCCAUAGAUACUCCACACGUAUGGGUUUGAUGAAAAAAGAUUUUUUGAGUUUCAGUUCUAAGUAUGGGGAACCCCUAAAAUUUAUUGUUUUUUUUUUCUAUUUUUGUGUAAAAAUCUUAAUGCGGUUCAUACAAUACAGUUUCGGAAAAAAGUGGCUGUGACAUAAUCGGACAGACAGAAGGACAUGACGAAUCUAUAAGGGUUCCGUUUUUUGCCAUUUGGCUACGGAACCCUAAAAAUGUAAAGGAGAUUGAAAAAUAGAAUCAUAUCCCUUAUAAAGAGAAACAGAUGUCAAUACUAAAGAAAAAAUUACCGUACAGUGACCGAGACGGGAUAUUUAAGUGAUAAAAUAAUUUAUUUUGUUCUUUCAUGAAGAACUCAUAAGUGGUUCAGUAAAAAAGUAGCAGUGAAUUAUCUACUAUAUUUUUUUAUUUUUUACUACUUAGGUAGCAGUUUAUUUUUUUCAGUAAUCUGUAGAUAAAAUACUAUAUAACCAUAAUAAAAACAUAUUGAGAAAUAUCAGAUUGUUUGAGUUUUCUCAUUUUUAUUGCAAUGUACUUCGUAACUUUUUGUACAACACAAUUUGUCAAUCUUCACCUGCCGUUUUCCGCAAUGCCACAAUUGAAUUUCAAUUUUCACAAGUAUAUGCUUUAAGGAAUAUCAUCUUACGAGUAAAUUAUACCAAUAAACUGGAGUUCAUCUUCGGUAGUCAGCAAGUCUCUCCAAUCUAACCUCUGACAGAGGUUUUUCUAUGGGAGACAAAUUUCUGUAAAAAUCGUAAAGACACAAAAAUGGAACUUCCAUAUAUGAUACGAGUAUAACUACCUCAAAGUGAAGUCAAAUCAAAAAAGUGCAAUAUCGAACAUGAGACAAUUUAAUAAUGUAUUAAGUAGCUUAUCAGACUUAAAGAAAAAACUAUGUUUAUGAGAAAUACCUCAUAAAUUCUCUUCUCUCAAAAGACGCUGUUCAAAAAGUCUUAGGAGACAUGUAAUAUAAAAGACGAAAAAGUUAAUUCGCCCUUUUAUUUUAAAUACGAUUGUAUUUCAUUGUAUAGAAUAGUAUGUACAGAUUACUACAAAAAUGCUCUACUUAAAAAUUAUUACUAAAUAAAAUGAAAAAUCCACAUAAUGUGCUGCUAUUUUUUUUCUGAACCACUCCGUAUCUAUGGAACAAACUGCUAGGGAUGACAUUCGCACUAAUGGUUUCAGAGGAGGAGAAAAAGUUGGAAAUUGAUUCUGAGGUCCUUUCCAGAUAAUCUUAUAAUAUGUAUACAUCUUAAUGCUAUUAGUGCAGCAGAUCAAAAGGAUACACAUGGUAUCAUGAACGUAUUAUGCAUGAAUGUAUCGCAUUGCAUGCAGUGCGAUGCAAUUUAGCGGCUGGGUGUAGAUCAGAAACUUCACAAAUUCUAAUACCCUUAUGCCGAAUAUAUGAUGUAAGUAAGAUAUAUAUGAUAACGAAGCUUCCAAAAUUUUACAACAUGUAUACGUAGCUACUACUACUUAUGACUUUUUUUAGUUCCGGAGUUCAGUAUUUAGAGGAUCGUGCAACCAGCAUAUUUUUUAAAUUUUUUAGAUAAGUACUUAAGCGGUCGGUUGUUUUAUGCGAUAAACGCAUGCGUUAACGGAAUGUCUGAAAAAUGACUAUAGCCCGAGCCCUCUCGCGCAUGAGAGGAGGCCUGUGCCCAGCAGUGGGACGUAUAUACAUAGACUGAAUUAUUAUUAUUUGUAUGUCUCUUACAAAUUCUCGGGACCAUGGGGUCCCAGGCAAUUGGAAGGCGUGCGUGGGGCCGAAGCGAACACGUAGAGCCCCUUUUAAUUAGACAAUUUACUCUAAAAGUAGUGUGACACCAACCGACGAUUGUCCCUGUUUGCACUAUAGUACUGCUGCCAAGGACAAGCCCCGGUUAGUGUAGGACUAUUGUAAGAAAAAGGUACAAUGAGAAACCGGGCUAUUGAGUUGAGUAGCUAGUGGACUGGUAACCAAGACUAUGGAGGAGACUAUGGCACCUGCCCUGAUCAUAUGUUAAUAAACACGAAAAAAACGGACAGGUGGUGACUCGCCAACUCACAACAUGGGUCCCCGAAAACGGCCGCUCGCACAGAGCGACAAGGGGACAACAUUAUUAUUAUAGAUUAUCUGAUGUAAAAUGUCAUUUUUCCCACAUUCCGUUGUUCGCAUACGUUCAACGCUGCGUUUAUCGCAUAAAACAACCUCGCGCUUUAAUGAUUAGUACCCGUACCAUGAGUCACUGACAAUGUCAAAACUGACAUAUAUGCUAUCGAGAACGUAGUUUACUUUCUAUACAUCUCGGUCGCACUUAUAAUUGAGUACGAGCGAGAUGCAUAGAAAGUAAGUUACGUUCUCGAUAGCGUUUAUGUCAGUGCCGAACUGGUGGUACCCACAUAGUUCAAUAGACGAUAGCAAUGGUUAUUGUUAGGUCAAAAGAUAAAUAUCUCUAUGCAUUGAGUUGAGUAAGUACAAGUUAUGAAUUAAUUCAAAUUUAGCAAAAUUUUAUUUGCUUGCUUCGUUAAAUCACGAAUUAAAACAUACUAGCUAACUUUAGGGUAUUUUAUUUUUUUAUGUUUGAUAAAGAUUAUCGAUGCAAAAUAUUAGAAUGUUUAUGUUCGGGCGUAAUAUUUUGCAAGCUCUUUUUCUUAUAAAAUGGCUGUCCAAGGUUUUUAGUCUACCUAAAGCAAAAACUAUACAUUCUUUAAACCGUAACAAUAUUCCUUUAACCGAAGAUUAUACAUAGUUUAGGUCUAAGUUAAGUUUAAGAUCUAGUCUAAUUCGAGCUUAAAGCAGUAACAGAAUAUGAAUUUACAUGACCAAGUACGUAUUUUUUAUGUAAUUUUACUAAUUGUUGUUGCAUUACAUUGCAGUCUUAAAAAAAUAUUUACAUGUGCUUUUAUAUAGUAGAAUUGUUGUUGCAUGGUUACUAGAAUUAAUGUAUGUUUGAAAUUCUUUACCCACUUGUUUUUUUGUAGCUUUUGUUGUAAAUUCUGUAGGUAUUGUAUUACUUUACAAAAUAGAGGGCAAAAUAGUAAAUUACCUAUUCGCACAUGUAUCCUACAACGUUUCACAGAACUUUAAAUUUUCGUCAUAAUUACGUAAUGUGCUAAUUAUCGCACUGGUGCGGUAAAGUAGCGAUUAUCUUAAAAAGCAUGAUUAAAAAAAAAAACAAUUUAUUAUGUUUCUUUUUGAGUUUAACAAAUAAAAAUAUUUUUCUAUUAAAA